CAGGCCAGAGGAGGAAUCGAAGGAAAAGGGCGGAGGAGAGGGAGCUACCGGGGGGAUUGAGAAAAUGAUAAAGCACCGUGACUUUUAGCGGCAGGACAAUUUAUUAUAGCUCACUUAAAUAUCGCAGGACUUCACAGACACGUGGAAGCUACUUUGUCAGCGGCUAACGGCACACGUCCACAAGCCUCCUCUCAUCUCUGUUUCUCUCCCUCCAGGUGACUGCCUGUUUGCUCUGAUUAUAGCACAAGAGAGCCGCAGCUCCUGUCCUUCAGAAGAGUUUGUCUGUCGGGGGAAGUGGGCGGGAGGGUGACGAGGAGUUGCAGGGGGCCAUGCAUCAGGGGUGAGGGGGAUUCGCACAGACACAGCGUCGGGUGAGGAGGGAGUCUGGGCAGGUCGGUGUGGAGAUGAAGCUCAAACAGCGCAUGGUGGUGCUGUGUGCCGUGCUCCUCCUGCUGGGCCUGGCCAAGAUCUUCCUGUUGGACGGAGGCGAGGGCUCUGCAGCCAGCCGACGGGAUCUCAGAGCGUUUCGCAAGAUGGAGGCUGGCCUUUCUCUGUCCCGGGGAGCUCGCCUUACCCACACCCUGCAGUCUCCAUGGGAGAUAGCAAGCCAGUGGGUGGGCCCGAGAGAGGUGUACCCCGAGGAGACCCCAGAACUGGCCGCUGUGCUCACCUCCCUCAGCACUGCCAGGAUAGAGCGGGCAGAUGUGGGCUAUAAGGGCACGCAACUCAAAGCCCUGCUGGUGCUGGACGGAGGACAGAAAGUGGUCUUCAAACCCAAGAGAUAUAACAGAGACUACGUGGUUGAAGGCGAGCCGUAUGCAGGAUAUGACCGACACAACGCGGAGGUGGCUGCUUUCCACCUGGACAGGAUCCUGGGGUUUAGGAGAGCGCCUCUUGUGGUCGGGAGAUACGUCAACUUGCGGACAGAGAUUAAACCUGUGGCCACGGACCAGCUGCUGAGCACCUUCCUCAUGCAGGGUAAUAAUACGUGUUUCUAUGGAAAGUGUUAUUACUGUCGGGAGAGCGAGCCAGCAUGUGCGGAGGGAGAGAUCAUGGAGGGAUCAUUAACCCUUUGGCUGCCAGACGUCUGGCCACUGCAGAAACACAGACACCCCUGGGGACGCACAUACAGAGAGGGGAAACUGGCCAGGUGGGAGUACGAUGAGAGCUACUGCGAGGCGGUGAAGAAAAUGCCUCCAUACGAUGCAGGACCAAGGCUGCUGGACGUCAUCGACACAGCCAUAUUUGAUUAUCUCAUUGGGAAUGCUGAUCGGCAUCACUAUGAGAGCUUCCAGGAUGAUGGCGGCGCCAGCAUGCUCAUCCUGCUUGACAACGCAAAGAGCUUUGGGAAUGCAGCUCUGGACGAGCGAAGCAUCCUCGCGCCACUCUAUCAGUGCUGCAUGAUUCGUGUUUCCACAUGGAACAGGUUAAACCUGCUGAGAGGUGGAGCUCUGAGUUCUGCUAUGCGGCAGGCCCUGGCAUUCGACCCCAUUCACCCGGUCUUAGCUGAGCCACACCUCGCAGCCCUGGAUAGGCGUCUGUCUGGAGUGGUAGCAACUGUCAAGCAGUGUAUGGAGGCACAGGGCCCCGACAACACUUUGAUAGAGGACAGAAUGAACCUCCCACACCCCUAGAAACAAGGGGCAGGAAAAAACGGAAUAACAGGAACGGCCAGGACUUUGGUUGACAAGCCUGGAGAAGAGGAGCGGGUCUCGGUGUUAAAGAGAUGCAGAGUGAACAAAUGGAUCAACAGGGUGGAACAAAGAUUGUGUAUUUCUCCCUCUCUGGUUCUUUCCUUGUUUGUCACUCUGAUAAGACUGGAGUGGUGGAUUCAAAAUGCUGCCAUCUUCAACCUAUAUAAACUUUUUCUCAGGACUGUUGUACACUAUAGGACGAUAUCUACAGUAAGAACCCCUCCCACUACUACUCCUGGUUGUGACAACACUCCUACCUUGUGCCAAAUUCUCCCACCUGGACCAGCUUUUCCUCGAGACAACCAAGGAGAGGAGAUGGAGCUUUUGGAGGGAUGUAGACACUCAAAGGAGCAGGAGGGAAGGUGAAAAUGAGCCACCGACAUCUUGAUGAAACACUGUACAGCCAUAUUGAAGGCUGUUUGGAACUUCUAGUCCAAGAAACUGAAAACAUUCCUGUUGAAUUAACAGGAAUUAAAUCCAUUUUAGAACGGACUUAUUUUUCCUCGACAUGAAAUCGAACUUUGAUUGGAGGGAAAAGAGAAUUAACUCAGCCCUUCCCCCAUCAUUGUGUACAUAUUUAACUAAGUAGUGACAUAGAAUUAUGAGAUGAAAGAAUAUAAAUUUGUGAAUUAUAAUAUUAAAUAAACUUAAGAGUGUG
This is a messenger RNA of Epinephelus moara (kelp grouper), 2352 nucleotides long. RefSeq names its product FAM20B glycosaminoglycan xylosylkinase (gene fam20b). NCBI's taxonomy places the organism in Eukaryota, Metazoa, Chordata, Actinopteri, Perciformes, Serranidae. The transcript is spliced from 9 exons. The coding region runs from base 405 to 1634 and encodes 409 amino acids. Gene Ontology annotation, biological process: protein phosphorylation. The record is from RefSeq and is a predicted model, not a curated record. Gene Ontology annotation, molecular function: phosphotransferase activity, alcohol group as acceptor. Gene Ontology annotation, cellular component: Golgi apparatus.